Messenger RNA from Helobdella robusta, 570 nucleotides. RefSeq lists its product as hypothetical. The record is from RefSeq and is a predicted model, not a curated record. NCBI's taxonomy places the organism in Eukaryota, Metazoa, Annelida, Clitellata, Rhynchobdellida, Glossiphoniidae. The coding region runs from base 1 to 570 and encodes 189 amino acids. The transcript is spliced from 4 exons.
AUGGCAGGUUGGAAAAUGUGGUGUGUGGUGGUGAAGUGUGAUGUGUGUGGAUGUGGAGCGGUGUGUGGUGGUGGUGAUACGUGGGAGUGUGUGGUGGUGCCUUCGUUGUUGGCGACCUCAUACGUUAUCUUCACUACCAUUGAACACUGCCUCAAGAUGAACGACCUUGACCUGACGCGAUUCAUCAUUCAAAAACUUCUGACCCCUCCCCUCGUUCUGUUCGGAUGUCUGGGCAACACCGUCAACAUUCUCGUGCUCACACGCCCUGUCAUGCAGAACACCUCCACCAACAGGCCUUUAAGUUCAAUUAAAUUUGUUGUCAAUUUAAAUGGCUUAAAACGAAGAGGAAAGAAUUUUAAAAUGAAUGUUAAUGUUACGUUGAAAAAUUGUUGUUAUCGUUACAACAGCAUUCUGAUGGAAAGUGAAGCAGUGCCUGUUGAUGGCCAAUCGGUCGACCAGGAAAAGAGAACAUGGAGAGGAGGUAGUCUGUGGAAACAGCUGCUUAGGGUCAAAAGUUCAAGAUUUUCAGGUGUAGUUGAUGUAGUUGAGAAGCUUGAGUUAGAACAAUAA